This is a messenger RNA of Trichomycterus rosablanca, 4299 nucleotides long. RefSeq names its product BMS1 ribosome biogenesis factor (gene bms1). Gene Ontology annotation, biological process: ribosome biogenesis; endonucleolytic cleavage of tricistronic rRNA transcript (SSU-rRNA, 5.8S rRNA, LSU-rRNA); maturation of SSU-rRNA from tricistronic rRNA transcript (SSU-rRNA, 5.8S rRNA, LSU-rRNA). Gene Ontology annotation, molecular function: U3 snoRNA binding; GTPase activity; GTP binding. Gene Ontology annotation, cellular component: 90S preribosome; nucleus. The record is from RefSeq and is a predicted model, not a curated record. The transcript is spliced from 23 exons. Lineage: Eukaryota; Metazoa; Chordata; Actinopteri; Siluriformes; Trichomycteridae. The coding region runs from base 107 to 3979 and encodes 1290 amino acids.
CGCUGUGGAUAUAAGAUGAUCGUACAGAUUUAAACUAAAUUACAUUGCGCAUUCGGUUUGUUUGGCUAGAUCACGGUGUAAAAGGUUAGACCCUUGAGACAUAAAGAUGGAGGCAAAGGAGCAAAAGCACCAUCAGCAUAAGCAUAGUGGGCCUAAAGCAGAGAAAAGGAAGAAGAGGAAGCAAAAGGACGAGGGUGUUGGACAGGAGCAGGAUGAACGCAAGAGGAAUCCAAAAGCGUUUGCUGUUCGUUCAGCUGUACGCAUGGCCAGGACCUUCCACAGGACACAAGACAUAAAAACUAGGAAGCAUCACAUACCUUUAGUGGAUCGCACUCCUUUGGAACCUCCUCCUGUCGUAGUGGUUGUAAUGGGGCCUCCAAAAGUGGGCAAGAGCACCCUAAUCCGCUGUCUGAUCAAAAAUUACACACGGCAGAAGCUUUCAGACAUCUCUGGCCCUGUAACUAUAGUGUCUGCAAAGAAACGGCGUCUGACCUUCAUUGAGUGCAACAACGACAUCAAUACCAUGAUUGAUUUAGCAAAGGUUGCUGAUCUGGUCCUAAUGCUGAUAGAUGCCAGUUUUGGCUUUGAGAUGGAGACUUUCGAGUUCCUGAACAUCUUGCAGGUCCAUGGCUUCCCUCGGGUAAUGGGAGUUCUGACACAUUUAGACUCCUUUAAAAACAACAAAUCGCUUAAUAAGACCAAGAAACGGCUGAAACAUCGCUUCUGGACCGAAGUCUACCAGGGAGCUAAGCUGUUUUACUUGUCUGGGAUGGUGUAUGGGGAGUACCAGACACAGGAAGUAAAGAACCUUGGACGAUUUAUUUCAGUCAUGAAGUUCAGACCCCUUGUGUGGCAAACCUCUCACCCUUAUGUGGUGGCAGACCGGAUGGAGGAUCUGACUGAUCCAGAAGCUGUUAGGUUAGAUCCUAAAUGUGACAGAACCGUGUCUUUGUAUGGAUACCUGCGUGGAACAUUCUUGAAGAACAAAGGCCAAGUUCAUAUUCCAGGUGUAGGUGACUACUCUGUAUCCGACAUCAGCUUCCUGCCUGACCCCUGUCCGCUGCCAGAGACACAAAAGAAGAGGGCUUUGAAUGAAAAGGAAAAGCUGCUGUAUGCUCCAAUGGCUGGGGUUGGAGGAGUGGUUUAUGACAAAGAUGCAGUGUACAUUGAUAUGCCUGGUGGCCAUGUCAAGCAAGACCAGGAUGAGGUGCGUCCUUCUACUGAGCUGGUACAGUCUCUCAUGGGGACACUCACUACUCUGGAUUCCAAGUUAGAUGCCAGCAAGGUCUCAUUGUUUUCUGGAACUGCAGCACUGGCUCCAGAGGACAUCCAGGAGAAUUUUGAGAUGAAAGGCCCUGUGGAGAGCCGGGUGUGGGACCCUGAGACUCAGAGAGAGCGGAGGAAAGCUGUCUUCACUGAUGAAGAAGGAAACAAUAUUGAGGGAAGUGAUAACGAGGAGUUAGAGGAUGACGAAGGGGAAGAAAACGAGGAUGAUGAUGAGGGUGAAGAAAGCAAGGAUGAUGAUGAAAUUGAAGAGGAGGAGGAGGAUGAAGAUGAUGAUGAGAGUGAAGAGGAGGAUGAGGAUGACAACAAUCACAUUAAAGAGGACAAGAAGAAACCAGUAAAGGAGGCAGCACCUCCCAUAAAGAGACAAAAGCUAGAAGAGAAUGGGGGAACCAAGAAGGUGACUGUGGAGAUGCCUACAUUUGCUGACAGUGAUGAUGACCUAGAAAACAGUGAGGAAGAAGAUGAAGAAGAAGAUUCAGAUCAAGAUGAUGAUGAUGAUGAUGAGCAGGAUGAAAUGGAGCAAGAUGAGGGAGUAAAGGAGACUAAGAAAGCAGGCUCAGCACCUACAGACUCUGGUCACUGUUCUGUGGAGAAUAGUGAGGAGGAUGAUGAUGAUGAGGAGGAGGAGGAUGAAAAUGAUGAGGAUGAUGAAGAUGACAAAGACGACGAUGAUGAUGAGGAAGAGGAAGAUAAUAUGCAGGAGAGUGAAAAUGUGAACUACGUAAAAGAGAAAGCAAAGCUGAACAACCCUAGUGCUAAAGAGGAGGAAAAGAUGGAUGAUGAAGAGGAUGGAGUGCUGGGGUUUGAAAAUUUUGGAUCCCUCCGCUGGAAGGAAGAUUUGGCUCAGAAAGCCAGGGAAGCGUAUCUGAGACGACAGCGUGCAGCCCCUAACCUGCGCAAGCUGGUGUAUGGUACAGUGGUGAAGGAGGAAGAGGAAGGAAACAGUGAAGAGGAGGAGCUGGGUGGUCUGUUCAGAGUUAGUCGGCCAGAAAAGAGUAAGAAAGUACGAGCUGAUGCUGUAGACUGCUCACGCUUUAAGCCGGAUGCAAGCCAUGAUUGGGACCAGGAGGAGAUGUUAGCCUCUAUAAGGAACUGCUUUGUCACUGGGAAAUGGGAAGGAGAUACAGAUGCUGCUACUUUACUUAAAGAGGACGAUGAACUAUAUGGAGAUUUUGAGGACUUGGAAACUGGAGAGGUUCACAGAGGAAGGUCUGGAAAAGGAGACGAGGAUGAGGAGCAGGAAGAUGAUGACGAAAAUAAUGAGGAAGAAGAUGAGGCUCAGAUAGUGAAGGUUGAUGAUGAAGAAGCUAAGAAAAACAAGCUCCUAGAGAAGAAGCGAAGACUAAAGGAGAGGUUCAACGCUGAGUAUGAUGAUGAUGCGACCUACUUCGAUGACCUCAAGGAAGAAAUGCAAAAACAGGCUGAGCUAAAUAGAGCAGAGUUUGAGGACAUGGAAGAUGAGGCUCGAGUUCAGUACGAGGGUUUUAGACCAGGCAUGUAUGUAAGGCUGGAGAUCCCUGCACUUCCAUGCGAGUUUGUUACUAACUUUGACCCUCACCAUCCAAUCAUCCUUGGUGCUUUGGGAGCCAGCGAGGGCAAUAUCGGCUAUCUGCAGAUGCGUUUGAAAAAGCAUCGCUGGUAUAACCGCAUUCUGAAGACCCGGGAUCCACUUAUCUUUUCUCUGGGCUGGAGGCGCUUCCAGACCAUUCCUCUGUACCACAUCGAAGACCACAACGGCCGCCACCGGCUGCUGAAAUACACUCCCGAACACAUGCACUGCGGUGCCUCAAUAUGGGGACCUAUUACACCACAGGGGACAGGUUUUUUGGCUUUUCAGAGCAUUGCAGGGACUCAGGCAAAUUUCCGCAUCGCAGCCACUGGAGUUGUCUUGGACCUGGAUAAAUCUGUGACCAUUGUGAAGAAGUUGAAACUGAUUGGGUACCCAUAUAAGAUUUUCAAGAACACCUGCUUUGUCCAGGGAAUGUUUAACACCGUGCUGGAGGUCGCCAAGUUCGAGGGUGCCUCUAUACGGACAGUCAGUGGGGUCAAAGGCCAGAUAAAAAAGGCUUUGCGUACACCACCUGGGGCAUUCAGAGCUACAUUUGAGGACAGACUGCUUAUGAGUGAUAUUGUGUUCCUGCGCUCCUGGUACCCUGUUUCAGUUCCUCAGCUUUAUAUCCCUGUGACAUCUUUACUCAUGCCUGUUGGUCAGAAGAACACAUGGACAGGCAUGAGGACACUUGGACAACUCAAACAUGACCUGGGAAUCAAAAACACACCCAACCAGGACUCUCUAUACAAGCCGAUCGAGAGACAAAUGCGGCACUUUAACCAACUGCACGUUCCUAAAGAGCUACAGAAGGCUUUGCCGUUCAAGAGCAAACCCAAACAGCAACAGGCCAAGGGUAAAACUCCCAGAGAUCUGAAGAGAGUCGCCGUGAUCCGGGAGCCACACGAGAGAAAGGUGGCAGCAUUGCUCAGCGCUCUGAGUACAGUCUACAGUCACAAGACUAAGAAGGCAAACGAGGAGCAGCACGUCAAGCACAAAGAAUUCCUGAAGCAGAGGGAAAAGCAGGAGUCAGAGAAGCUUAAAAGGCAGAAGGAAGAGAGAAAGAAAGUGUAUCGUGCUAUGGGGCAGAAGGAGAAGAAAAAACUUAAAACCAGUCUGAAAGGGGCUUCCAAGGAUAACUGAGCAACGUACUGUACCGGCUGCUGCUCGACUCUGGCUCAGAGCCCAUCGGACACUCUCGGUCUGGCUGUGUGUCUCUGACUCAGUCCUCAUGCCAGCUGUUCUGUUCAAUAAGACUGUAGUGUAGGGAUCUGCACAAUUACACCAGACAUGAACCUGGGGUUUGUGCUUAUUUGAGAAUUCUACCCCCAUAUGAGCAACUACCACCUGCCUGCGAGUGUUUUGGACAUUCUCCAAACGUGGAGUACUGAAUAGACUUGGUUUUUUUUUUAUAUGAUGCUUCAUAAUGUUGGUUUUAAUAAAACUAAUAUUUUGUCCUGAAA